UGUGUACAUUGUGUGUGCGUGAGCUGGUCAUUGUAAUGCUGUUCAAUUUGCAGAGUUAAAUAUUGUUUCCAAAUAUUUCUCUACCAGUAUUGUUCACGUAAUGCCUGACAGUUCAACAAACAAAUGAGUAGAAACUGAGUUUGGUUUCUACGUCAUUGUGAGUGUUUAUAUUGCUGUAAUUUUUUAAAACGAUUCAUUAUUCGGAUUAAUCUCGGCGGAAAUUAAACCUGUGUUGGAUGUUUGUGUGUGAUUCUCUUGCGCGUUGUUAGAAAAGGUGUUAGGCCCAUUGGUUGAAGUGAUGACUAGCCGAAAGUCCGGGGAGCCUUCCGUUGCUUGGUCACGGGUAGGGAUGCGGGUGAUAUGGUUUGCUCAUCUACUGGCAUCGUGCUUCGUUCAUGGACAACUAUACAUAUCUACCACUAGUAGAGGAUAUACAAGCACAGAGAUGGGUAACCCUUCCUUUGAGUGCUACAGGAGUUCUCCUUCUUUGAAUGCUGCUGUGUCUAGAGGGAGGUAUGUCUAUGUAUACAAUGAUGUGCUCCCACCGGUUAAUGCAGCUAAUGCUGAUCCACCGCCCAGUGAGUUUUUUAAUGCUGGUAAUCCACCAAUUCAAGUCUACCGAAUAAAUCUUGAGACCACUGAUCACAGUUCGUACGGUGCCUUCUACUGUGCUGCAUCCCUGGGUGGAGAACGCUCUGUUGUACCGACACUCUUCUUGAGAUCUGAUGCUAAGUUUGUGCCCACCAGUGGCAGGUUUUCAAAGACUGUCAACAAGGGGGAUGUGGACGUUACGGUUGAUUUUAUUGAGGUUACUCCUAGUGAGACGGAAAAGAACUGGAGGUUUAAUGGUACAACUAAUAUGACUGUAACUAUUUCUGCUGGAACGAUCUUUACGGAAUUGACUGUCUACACAAUCAUAGGAGAGGUUGAUACCUCAAAUGGUGGUGUUUAUGAGCUUCAUUUGAUGGGUGAGAGGGGACAAGCAAGAGCUGGACUACUCCGAUUAAUUGUGAGAGCAUGUCCUGCCGGUCGCUAUGAUGAAUCCAGUGGAUGCACCCAGAUAUGUCCAUCAUGUUACAAUGGAGGAAUCUGUCAUGAUCAAACAGGGAUAUGCAUCUGUCCUCCAGGAUUCCAGGGAGAUGGAUGUGAAAUGGCAUGCGGUGGGAAUCGCUAUGGUCGUAAUUGCGAGUACAGAUGUGACUACGAGAUUGCAGAUGAAAGAACAGCAUGUAGUGGACUUCAGGUUUGUGUGCCCGAUCCCUAUGGAUGUUCAUGUACACCAGGAUACAAAGGAUUGGACUGUACUACAGUAUGUGAUCAAGGUAAGUUUGGAGCUAGUUGUACAGAGACCUGUCACUGUGUAUCAGAAGAGUGUGAUCGAUUUACUGGAGUCUGUACAGGAAGCUCUACUGAAUGUGAACCAGGAUGGACAGGGACCAACUGCCAAGAAUGCAUGGUUGGUAGAUAUGGACCUAAUUGUGAGCCUUUCACAAUUAGUUAUGAAAAGACCAACAAGGGAAACCGCGCCAAUUUUGUCUGUAGCCUGGAAGGUGGAAAUCUCAUCUCCACAGCUCCAGUGGUCAAUCUCUACAGGAAAUUCGGCAGUGGAAAUUAUACACAAGAAAACAUAGUACACAAUGGAAAGGGAUUACCCCCGAAUGAAAAGUUUCUGUUUCUCGUGCGUGAUGUGAAAGUUGGAGAAUUGUUUGUCUGCGCUCUCUCUGAUGUGAACAACUUCUUUAGUGACACUAUGACUACCGAUGGGGAAUUUAUCCAGCCAGAACUCCCUAGUGCACCUGUCGUGAGCGGAGCAACCAAUGAUUCAAUCACUCUGAUGUGGGAUGCCUGGGAUGCAUCAACAGAUAUAGGGGAUCCUCCUCUUAUGCAGUAUCGUGUCUACUACAUGAACAACUCACAAGAAGAAGAGGUUAGGAGGUCUGACCGUCUAGCACCAUCUGAAACAGUGACUGGUCUAAGUCCAGAUACAGACUACGUAUUUGGUGUAGCAGCAGUGAGACCUGGAGCAGGAGGCCAAGGGCGCAUAUUGGAGGUAGUAGGGACCACCCAAUGUUCACCUCCUAGUGAAGGACCGUCAUCUGUUAACGUCACUAAUGGGACUACACCUGGAGAAUUCUUGGUAUCUUGGGAGAAUCCUCCAUCCAAUAGUUCUAGCUGUGGCAGUGGAGAGGGAGGAAUUCGCAUCUACUUCACCCGGUCUGACAUCCCGUCUGGGAUCUCAAAGAGGGCGGCCGACCCCAAUGAGAACUCUGUUGAUAUUCCCUUUGAUCCCCCAAUGUCUGAACACACCCUGACCCUUGAACCGUACUCCCAGUAUCUCAUCCAGGUUGUAGUCUACAAUAAAGACUCUGAGACGCCAAGGGGAGAGGGCUUUACACAGACCACAGAGGAAAUGCUUGCCCCUGCGCCCACUGUAAGCGUUGAAGCGACCUCUGAAACUGUAAUUGUGCGCUGGGAUGCUGCUAGCCCUGCUCACCUCAAUGGAGAUGUACAGGGAUACCAACUAAGAUACACCCAGACAAAACCUGAACGACUUGAUCCAGUAGUUGUUGAUGUUAUGGGUAACAAGUAUGAGAUUACCGACGGAGUGACAAAAGACAGUGAAUUUGAAAUCGAGGUUCGAGUUUUGAAUGGAGCUGGAUACGGUGAAUGGUCACCUUUAAAGACUUCAUUGCCGGAUACCGGUACUGCUGCAUCCAAUGUUCCCCUCAUCGCUGGUAUCGUGAUAGGAAUAAUCGUUGUUAUUCUUCUCAUCAUCAUCAUUGUCAUGGCUCUGCGAGCAAGCAAAAGAAAGAGAGAAAAGAAGAUAGCGGGAAUGAAUUCAACUGAGCUUGUGGACAAUGUUCUCUAUGAGUCCAAUCUACCACUUGAUCAUCAGAACAGCAACAAUGCUGCACGUAUCAACGACAAGCCGAUAGUCCGUGAUCCAGCAGAGACCGAGUAUGCCUACAUCAGCCAUGAGAGUAACUCUCUUCUAAACGACGACUUGAACCUUGACAUGGCUAUCAAAAAAGACACAACGUACGAAGUCGCUUUGGAGACCCCGAUUGCGUCCAAUGGGAAGAGUCAGACACUGCCGUUGCUUUCAGGAGACAUCACUUUAGACGCUCUCAAUGCGCUCUAUGCUAAACCUGAGAAGCGAUCUCAUGUGGUCUCGGUACCCAGUCUGUUGGCCCCUACGGUGAAGGAAGCAGGGACGGAUACAACGGAAGGAGAUAUCUACGAGAAUGUGAGCCUUCCUGGAUCCAUCGCCGUGGUCAACCUUGUGGAACAUGUGGAGAAGAAGAAAGCCCAAGAUCAAGAUGGAUUUGCUCAUGAAUUUGGUUUAUUGCCUUCAGAUGAUGGUAUCGCCAAAACAGUUGCUAUGAAACCGGAAAACAAAGCCAAGAAUCGAUUCAAAAACAUUGUUGCAUUUGAUCAUUCCAGAGUCGUCCUCGAGACGUUGAAAGAUGAUCCUCACUCUGACUACUACAAUGCUAAUUACAUACGGGAUGACAAGGGGAAGAAGACAUUUAUUGCUGCCCAAGCCCCCAACACUGCAAGCAUCAAUGAUUUCUGGCGACUCAUUUGGCAGGAGAAUGUAUGUUCGGUUGUCAUGGUUACAAACACCAUGGAGGGAGGCAAGGAUCGCUGCACAGUUUACUGGCCGAAGGAGAUGGGUAAGAGCAAGACGUUUGGUGGGAUUGAGGUCAAGCUGAGAACCAUUGAAGAGUUCUCAGAUCAUGUGCACAGGGUUCUGGAUGUUAAGCAGGUGAGUGGAGGUGAAACGAGGUCCGUCCACCAGUUCCACUACCAGUCCUGGCCUGAUAUGGGUGUUCCACAGUACCCUACCACACUCAUCAGCUAUACACAGACUGUCAAACAUGUCCAUGAACGAAUCACUGCUAAUACCAAGGGCUCCACACCCAUGCUUGUUCACUGCAGUGCUGGUGUUGGGAGGACAGGAACGUUCAUCUCACUCUACUGCAUGCUAGCACAGGUCAUAGAAGAGAGCAGGGUCGACAUCUUUGGUUUCAUUCAGAAGAUGAGAAAAGACAGACCUAAUAUGGUCCAAACUGCUGACCAGUAUAUUCUCAUCCAUACUGCCCUAGUUGAGGCCUACAUGAGUGGUAACACUGAUGUUCCUGUCAGCAGUUUUGAAGCCAAGCUUUCCUCACUCCAAGAGAGGAAUCCACUUACCCAGAAACUCAACAUUGAACAGGAAUUUGAGAUCUUGAACCAGCUCACCCCUCCCGUCGGUCCACAAGCUUUCAAGGCUGCUGGUCUACCUGCCAACAUUGACAAGAACAGAUUCCCGAACGUUCUACCCAUGGAGAAGAACAGACCAUGCCUAGUGACAAAGGGAGAAGCAGGAAGCACAGACUAUAUCAAUGCCUCUUUUCUCAAUACAUUCAUUAAGAAGGAUGUGUUCCUAGCAACCCAGAUGCCCCUCCCUCAUACCACCGGUGAUAUCUGGAGAAUGGUGUGUGACUGGAGAAGUCCUGUCAUUGUCAUGCUAAAUGAACUAGAUCUUCAAGACAAGCUUCAGUUUGAUAUUCCAUAA
Strongylocentrotus purpuratus (purple sea urchin) is the source of this 4561-nucleotide messenger RNA. RefSeq names its product receptor-type tyrosine-protein phosphatase kappa-like. NCBI's taxonomy places the organism in Eukaryota, Metazoa, Echinodermata, Echinoidea, Camarodonta, Strongylocentrotidae. The record is from RefSeq and is a predicted model, not a curated record. The coding region runs from base 299 to 4561 and encodes 1420 amino acids. Gene Ontology annotation, molecular function: protein binding; protein tyrosine phosphatase activity. Gene Ontology annotation, biological process: protein dephosphorylation. The transcript is spliced from 28 exons.